This is a messenger RNA of Alternaria burnsii, 477 nucleotides long. RefSeq lists its product as uncharacterized. Bases 1 to 477 code for a protein of 158 amino acids. The record is from RefSeq and is a predicted model, not a curated record. Lineage: Eukaryota; Fungi; Ascomycota; Dothideomycetes; Pleosporales; Pleosporaceae. The transcript is spliced from 2 exons.
AUGGACUUUAUACAAGAUUACGCAGCGCUUAUCCCGCGCUUCCUCCCACCCUCGUUUGCAAGCCCCCUCCUCCAACUCCUCACAACCUUCUUCGGCAUCUCGCGCACCCUGACCACGCACCUCUCGCCUCUCCUCAACAAACUCAUCACACAGCCCGAUGUCGCCUCCAUCCUCGCCCUGCUCGCCAUAUUCUUCAUCUCCCUCAAGAUCCUGGACAUGAUGUACCGAGCCGUCAUCUUCUGGGUAAACCUGGCUUUGCGCCUGGUUUUCUGGGGCGGGAUACUCGUCGUGGGCUUCUGGGUAUACAACAGGGGGCCUGAGGGCUUUGUGGAAGAUGUGCAAGGCUUGGUCGAGUACUGGCUGGGACAGUAUGAGAUGUACAGUCAAGAGGUCAAGGGAUUCCAACAGCAGAAGGAGGACCAAAUCAGGAUGAAAGCGAGUGCGCAACAGCAGCAGAAGAGAAGGGGGUGGCGGUAA